AUGGCCGCUGCGGCCGGGGACGGCGCGGUGAAGCCGCUGCAGAGCGCUAUGAAGCUGGCCAACGGGGCCAUCGAGCUGGACAGCGGCAACCGACCUCGGGAAGCAUAUACAGAGUACCUGAGGAGCAUCCACUACAUUGCCCAGGUGCUGCUGGAAGAAGCAGAAACAACCAGAGAAAUUGGGGAAACAGUGCCCCCAGAAACCUCAAAGAUGUUGAAGCUGGCCGGGCAAUGUUUGGAGCGAGCCCAGACAACUGCUGCCAAACUAGGGAAACCAUGUUUGAAGCCAGCCAAGCCUGUGACUGCCACGGUUCCCUCACCAGCCAGCCGACACCGCCGGGUGUAUUCAGAUGAAGGGGGCAAGCUCUCUCCUUUUCUACCCCCCGAGAUCUUUCAGAAGCUUCAGAUGGUGGAGUCGCAAAACUCUAAGAAGGAGCUGACGCCCCUGGAGGAGGCCUCCCUACAGAACCAGAAGCUGAAGGCUGCCUAUGAGGCCCGCGUGGCCCGUCUGGACCCCAGCCAGGCUGUGCAGAAGACGUCCCUGACCCUGUCCCUGCAGCGCCAGAUGAUGGAGAACCUGGUGAUCGCCAAAGCUCGGGAAGAGACACUCCAGAGGAAGAUGGAAGAGCGCCGGCUGCGACUACAGGAGGCUGCCAACAGGAGGUUCUGCAGCCAGGUCGCCUUGAGCCAGGAGGAACGGGAGCAGAGGGCCCUCUAUGCUGCUAUCCUUGAGUACGAGCAGGACCAUGACUGGCCAAAGCUCUGGAGGGCCAAGCUCAAGAGGAGCCCCGGGGACCUGUCGCUGGUGACCAGCCUGGUCUCUCACCUCCUCAGCCUUCCCGACCACCCCAUCUCACAGCUCCUGCGGAAGCUCCAGAGUACCGUCUAUGGCACGCUGUACCCCGUAGUGAGCAGGGCUGCGCUCGGUGCCGCACCCACCCCCAGCUGCUGCUCGGCCCCCUCGGACUUUGACCGGCCAGUGGCCCCUGGGAGCCGGCGGCUCCGUGCCUCCCGGAGCCUCCACUGUGUGCUGUGCCCCCCGGAGCCCACUCCGCGGCCACAGGACUGGCCCCCCGAAAGAGGGACAGAUGGCAGCCCUGGGGGGCCUCCCUCACCCCUGGCAGAUACUACGUCCUGUCUGCGGGACAAGGAUAAUUCCUUCGAGGACCUAGAACAGUUCUUGGCUACGUCAGAGCGGUGGGGCCUAGGCCCUGGGGGGCAGGCCGAGCAGCAGAAUCCCGGAGCUAAGAGGGAGCCGUUACUGGAGCAGCUGAAGGCCACCGUGAAGGACAUCCACGACGCCAUUGACAGGCUACUCUCACUGACCCUUCUGGCCUUCGAGGGCCUGAACACGACCGCCAACAAGGACCGCUGCCUGGCAUGUAUGGAGGAAGCCUUCUUCACCCCGCUGUGGGCCCCGCUGCUGGCCCUGUACAGGAACGUGCACCGAGCCCGCGAGGCAGCCCUGAGCAAGAGCAUGGAGAUCUAUAGGAACGCGGCCCCCACAGCCCUUGGCAUCCCUGCCAAGCUCGUCCCCCAGAACACUGAGAGCCAGGCAGCAGGUGCCUUCCCCUACCGUGCUGCAGUCCAGGAGCUCGGCCUGCUUGUCCUGGAGAGCUGCCCCCAGAAGAAGCUGGAGUGUAUCGUGCGAGCCCUGCGGGUCAUCUGUGCGUGUGCGGAGGACUGCUGCCGGGCCCAGGAGGCCAGGCCCCUGCCGGGCAUUGCCGCCAUUGGCGCCGAUGACCUGCUGCCCAUCCUGUCCUUUGUGGUGCUGAGGAGUGGCCUCCCCCAGCUGGUAUCCGAGUGUGCAGCACUGGAGGAAUUCAUCCAUGAGGGGUACCUGAUUGGAGAGGAGGGCUACUGCCUGACCUCACUGCAGAGUGCCUUGAGCUACGUGGAGCUGCUGCCCCAGGGAGCCCUGGGCAAGUAG
Molecule: messenger RNA, 1929 nt
Organism: Orycteropus afer afer
Lineage: Eukaryota; Metazoa; Chordata; Mammalia; Tubulidentata; Orycteropodidae
Gene: VPS9D1
Product: VPS9 domain containing 1
Exons: 15
Coding region: 1-1929 (642 amino acids)
Biological process (GO): vesicle-mediated transport
Cellular component (GO): cytosol; endocytic vesicle
Molecular function (GO): guanyl-nucleotide exchange factor activity; small GTPase binding
Source: RefSeq, a predicted model, not a curated record